Messenger RNA from Sturnus vulgaris (Common starling), 2757 nucleotides. The record is from RefSeq and is a predicted model, not a curated record. NCBI's taxonomy places the organism in Eukaryota, Metazoa, Chordata, Aves, Passeriformes, Sturnidae.
AGUCUUUUGCAUGAAUUACUACUUCUGUAAAUGUAACCUUCAGGAAGAAAACUUCACCAGUGGAAAAAAAAAUACUUGGAAAAAAAAGCAUUGCAUUUUAUAAAAAGGAAAGUGUAUUCUGAGCCCUAAAAUGAGGAUGUCUAGGAAUACUCUUCCACUUACCAUAGCCCAAGGGUGCAUAAUUGUUCAUUAUCAAAUGAACAGCAAAUGUUCGUGGAGUUAAAGACAUUAACAAUAUCACAUCCAUUUUUAAAUUGCCCUUUGCUCACUUUGUAACAUAUUGAUUCUGUGCAAAUGCAGCUCUUAUUUUCCAGUGUACACAGAAAAAAAAAGAUUCAAAAAACGACAGCAGUUGCUCCAGUCAGGAUUCCAUCUUUAUGAUUCAACACAAAGGUCAUGUCGGUUCUUCCAGAUCUUCACCUGCAUUAUGUGCAGGCCUGUCAAAAUUUGAGCCAGCCUGAAAACCCCUUCAUUGCUCGUGUUCUUCAAGAAGCUGAUAAAAAUGAGGAAAUAAGUACGAAAGGAUUCACGUUAAAAUUAGCUGGAAAUAAUCAUCUGGUGCCUGUGCCAAGAGUUACAGAUGAUGAUCUUGGAGUUCUUGUCUCUGUUUUAGGCCAAGCUGCCUUUGUCACAGGUUUGGAUCUUGCCUAUAAUUUAUUGACUGAUACUGGAGCAAAGACUGUGGCAACAUUCCUCCAGGAAAACUCCACUCUGCGGUACCUGAACCUGAUGUUCAAUGACAUUGGCACAAGUGGGGCAGAGCUGAUAGCAGGAGCACUCCAUAGCAAUCAAAGUCUUGUACACCUGAGAAUGACUGGAAACAAAAUGGGAAACCAAGGUGGGAUGUUCUUUGCUUCAAUGCUAAAAAUUAACUCAACCUUAGAGAAGUUGGAUCUUGGAGACUGUGAUGUGGGCUUGCAAUGUCUGGUAGCAACAGCCAUAGCCCUGACUGAGAACAAAUCACUCAAAGCCAUAAACCUAAAUCGCCCUCUGCUCUCCAGCCAACAGGAAGAGACCACAGUUCAUAUAGCUCGGAUGUUGAGGAGUAAUUCUUCUCUCGUGGAACUACACUUGGGCAAGCAUGAAAUGAAAAGCUUUGGUGUAGAGCGACUGUGUGAGGCCCUGUAUAAAAACUCCAGCCUGAGAUACCUUGACCUUAGCUGUAAUAACAUAAUCUGUGAUGGUGUGAAAUUUUUGGGAGAGCUACUAAAAAGGAACCAAACCCUGGAGAUCCUGGAUCUUAAUGCCAACCGAAUAGAAGAUGUUGGAGCGUUUUACCUGAGUGAGGCCUUGUCAACGUGGAACAGGAGUUUGCAGGUGUUGUCCAUUGUAAGCAACAAUAUAACUGGCAAAGGACUUGUAGCUCUUGCACAAGCAAUCCAAUCCAACGUGAAACUUUCCCAUAUUUACAUCUGGGGGAACAAACUUGAUAGAAGCACCUGCAUGGCAUUCUCGGAGCUGAUCGGGAUGGGCCGCCUGCAGCUGGGCUGCACUGAUGUGGUUCCCUACGAGGUGGAUGGGGAGGUGUUCCUGGCACAGCUGUCCCACGGGCUGGCCAGGCACCGCUACUGGGCUCCGCGCUGCGCCGCCGUGGCCCCCGGAGCCGCCAACGCCAGCCUGGAAAUCGUCACUGUCUCCGAGUAUUUGUGAGUGAGGCAGCACUCCCUGUGCCUGAGCUUCCUAGAAAAAGCUUUCUCACUGAGUUUCUUACUGGUUUCUAGUAAAAUAGGUUCUAUCAGUACCACACCUGCUGCAUGUCAUUUCUUUGUGGUUUCAGUCUAGGAGGAAUCUACACCUGCUUGAAAUGGCAACAGAGAGAAAAUAUCAAACGAAUGAACUCAAAAUUUGUUGCUAGAUAAUGUUCUGUCUAUUAAAAGUCUGUAACUAUGAAAAAGUUUAUAGCCAGGCAGAGCACACCGACAAAAGCAACACCCAGGACCGCUGCUGGGCAGCAGAUCAGGUAUUCUGCAGAGUCAGAUUCCUGCUGAAGUUGAGAGCUUUGGGUAAAUCCAUUUGUUAGCACUGUUCUCCAUGUACUCUUUCAUUUUCCUUAGCAAUUGCAUCCUUUUGAUCUUCCAAUAGUGACUUUUUUUUAAACCAAGCUAAGUGAACUUAAGCAUUAAGCCACAGCCAUGCUAGAAUUUAAAGCUGGUGAAUGCAGUUUUCUGGGAUAUACAUGGAAUUUUGAUUAAAUUGUAGCACAUACUUGUUUCUUAUACUACAAAUAGAAACCACCACCAAAUGUGGUGCCAUCAUUUCUUCUCAUCUCAUGAAAACUGCCCAAAAACGUUUAUAUCAUUCUAGCCCUGUGGCAAUUCCUACACAUUAGUAAGACAACAUAUGCAUGUAAUGGUAGUUAAACAUUGUUUAAUGGUUUGGACAGACUUUGUGAAGUGUGGAAUCUGCUGGUUUCUUUUUUCCAUUCGUUCUGCUCAUUCCUGCAGGAGUUAAUUUAUGCUCCUAAACAGAAAAAGUCACCAAACAGGACAGCAGAGGUUUGCUCCAAGCCUUUCAUUAAUGCAAUCCUCUGCCUCUCUAAAUGUGCCUGUUAAAUAUUAGCAUAAAGUACCAGAAUGAGCUGUGACUGUUUGGACAAGACCAAAGCAUGAGGGGAAAAAUGUAAGAAAGUAAUUUCAGUAAAAAGAGCUGGGAAGCAGUAGUGUAACUGCUGCUAUUCUGAGUCCAUAUUAUCACUGUGUAGGAACAGGAAAACAUUUGGACACCUCUUCCCCAGGUGAAAUGACAGGACAGUUGCGA